AUGAAAAAGAAAGUAAGAAAUGAGGAUGUUUACAGUGCAAUUGAUUCACUGUCGAAACAAUCAACCCGUGCAAUGCAGUUACCACAAACACUGACAUCAUGCCAAAAACUUGCCAAUUCUGAUAAUGUGCUCUAUCUUGAAUGGGACCUUGACAGUGAAUCAGGAAUCAAUUACCUGAUAGGUUUACUGAAGAUUGGCUGUAAGAAGCUCUUUUUGUAUGACAACCAGAUGAAAGCAUAUUACGGUGAAUUUGUGUCGGUUUUGGAUUUCUAUGUACACCAAUCUCGCCAAAAGCAAGGACAUGGACAUAAGAUAUUCGAUUACAUGCUUAAUUACGAAAAAGUGAUGCCAUAUGAAGUUGCUCUCGAUAAUCCCACCGUAACACUUCUGUCCUUCAUGGCAAAACAUUACAAUUUGACGGUUGCAGUAUGGCAAAAUACAAACUUCGUUGUGUUCGAAGAGCUUUUCAGUGUCAUCCCGAAAGGUUAUCUAAUUUCUAUUCGCAGCCAAUAA
Messenger RNA from Thelazia callipaeda (thelaziosis nematode), 513 nucleotides. NCBI's taxonomy places the organism in Eukaryota, Metazoa, Nematoda, Chromadorea, Rhabditida, Thelaziidae. The record is from the annotation of a GenBank genome assembly.